This is a messenger RNA of Nicotiana attenuata, 1612 nucleotides long. RefSeq lists its product as uncharacterized. The record is from RefSeq and is a predicted model, not a curated record. NCBI's taxonomy places the organism in Eukaryota, Viridiplantae, Streptophyta, Magnoliopsida, Solanales, Solanaceae. The transcript is spliced from 5 exons. The coding region runs from base 132 to 1421 and encodes 429 amino acids.
GAAAAAAAAAAGGGGAAACUAAAGUACAGGGUGUAAUAACAGAGGAGUCAUCAAUUGAAUAAGAGUCCAUUUCACUAUCCCAGAGGUCAAAGUUGAAACACACCAUUAAUACUCCCUCAGUCCACUCAGUAAUGGCGAGUAGCAACAGGGACAACGAUUUCAUAAACCCUAACACUUCUUCCCCAAUAACCGUCUCCGAUGCGGACAGCUUCCUUCUAGAUUCUUCUCAGAUCGGUAGCGCUUCUGGAAGUUUCCAGAACGAGGGUUUUCUCUCCGGCCUCGACGCCGCCGCCGGCACUUCCGAUGCCGAGUUCGGUUUUUCCCGUCCUGAUUUUCGCCAGACUCCACUCGUUGGUACUGUCGACUUCUAUGACCGCCACGUCUUCCUUUGCUACAAGAAUCCUCAAGUUUGGCCUCCGCGUAUUCAGGCCACUGAGUUUGAUCGCUUGCCUAGGCUUCUUGCUGCUGCUCUUUCUGCUCGCAAGAAUGAUAUCAACAAACAGACUCGGUUAACAAUAUGUGAAGGGCAUGAUGGAACCGAGACAUCAAAUGGGGAUGUGUUGAUCUUUCCGGACAUGAUCAGAUACAGGAGAUUGACUCAUUUUGAUGUUGACACAUUUGUUGAGGAGGUGCUAGUGAAGGAUGGUGAGUGGUUACCUGGAAAUCCUGAAGCUCUGACUGGAUGGUACAUAUUUGUGUGCUGUCAUGGUUCAAGAGAUCGUCGAUGUGGUGUUUGUGGACCAGCUAUAGUAAGUAGACUUAGGGAGGAGAUAGAGAAGCAUGAUCUUCAAGGAAAAAUAUCUGUUAGUCCAUGCUCACACAUCGGGGGACACAAGUUUGCUGGAAAUGUGAUCAUAUUCGGACCAAACACUAACAAGGAAGUCUCCGGACACUGGUAUGGCUAUGUUACACCUGAUGAUGUAUCUCAGUUGCUUGAACAGCAUGUUGCUAAAGGAGAAAUUGUUGAUUGGUUGUGGAGGGGCCAGAUGGGACUGUCUGAAGACGAACAGAAAGCAUCCCAAGAAUAUAGGCUCAGUGUUAAUGGUGGAACAUAUAUGGAAAGAGGCACCAAAAACUCAGAUGACGUUGGUACUAGCACAUGUGGCUCCCACUUAGAGGGUAUUGACUGUUGCAGGGCAAAUGGGAAUAUCUCUUGUUGUCAGAACACUCAAUUACCAGUCGAUGCUGAAAAUUUCGAUCUCCACCAAGAAAACACUGACUUUACAUCUGAAAAGAAAAAGAGCUUCAGGCGACAAAUUUCUCAAAGUAAUAGUGGAAAAGGGGCUCGCUCUCGCAAGGUGUGCUCAAUGCCUACAUGGUACGAGAGCUGGGAGCGGGAAGAUACAUAUGCAGUCCUUGCUGUUAUUGGUGCUGUCGUAUCAGUUGCCUACGCCUUCAAUUGCUACAGGCAGCUGAACUAAUAUUCGUAAAGAAACUCACGUUUGUCGUGCAAAUUCCAUUGUUGGGUAAAAAACAUCUUUCUGCUUCCCUGAUGUAAAUUGAGGUUAUUGCAUGUGUAAGUCACUGAAAGUCUAAUUUGAUUUACUUGGGAUGCGACUUAUGCCAGAACAGAGUAAUGAAAGACAAUUGGUGUUGUAAAUUUAGGCAUGUA